UGUUGUGACCACAUUUGCAAAAUGAAUGUUAAAACCACGAUCACCCUGAGCAGUGAGGACUUUUCUGGGGGAUCUAGUUAUGAUAACUACAGCGGUGACUAUGAGUCCUGCUGUGGAGUGGUCUGUGAUCAGGAGACUAGCAUGCACUUCAAUGCCAUUUUUAUUCCGGUCCUUUACUCUGUAGCGCUGGUUGUGGGGCUUGUGGGAAAUGGGCUGGUACUGGUGGUGCUGUGGAAAAAGAAGGCAAGCUGGAAUGUUACGGACAUCUUCAUCUUCCAUCUGAGCAUAGCAGACAGUCUAUUGCUGCUAACACUGCCGCUCUGGGCUGUAGAGGCAGUUAAGGAAUGGAGCUUUGGCACAGGACUCUGCAAGCUGACUGGAGCUUUGUUCAAGAUCAAUUUCUACUGUGGCAUCUUCAUGCUGGCAUGCAUCAGUCUUGACCGUUACCUGUCCAUUGUCCAUGCAGUGCAGAUGUAUUCUCGUAAAAAGCCCAUGGUGACGCACUGUUGCUGUCUGAUCAUCUGGUUGUUCUGUCUACUGCUCUCCAUUCCUGACUGGACAUACCUCAAGGCCAUUUCAGACUCCAGACGUCAAGAUAAAAUAGAAUGUGUUCCCAUUUACCCCUCUAUUUCCUGGGAACUGGCCACUCGUCUGCUCUACCAUGUGGUGGGUUUCGCACUGCCGGCACUCAUGCUGCUGUUCUGUUACUCUUCUAUCAUUGUGCGGCUUCAACGCGGCUCCCAGGGCAUGCAGAAAAAGAGAGCCAUGCGUGUUAUUGUAGCCCUAGUACUGGCCUUCUUCAUCAGCUGGACACCCUACAACAUCACCCUCAUCGUCGAAACCAUCCAAAGCAAUAAGAACAUCAGUUCCAAUAACCAAGCAUGUAUCAGCAGCACAGCAAUGGAUGUAGCCAUCACAGCUACUUCCACAUUGGGCUACUUACACUGCUGUGUCAAUCCAAUUCUUUAUGCUUUUGUGGGGGUGAAAUUUCGUCAGCAUUUGCUGGACAUGUUGAGACCUCUAGGUUUCACACUCAAGGGCCCAGCAGGGCUGAUGUCCUGGAAGAGCUCUGCAUGGUCAGGGUCAGUGGACACCUCACACAUUUCUGCUUUCUGAAAUGUAUAUGGCAUCAAACUGGUAUAUGUAAACAAUCAGUGAUCUUUUUCUUUGGCAGCCUUAAACAUUUGCACUAGUAUUAUAUCAAAGGAGUAAGGUACAUAUAUUGACAGAGGAGCAAUGUACAUAUAAGUAUAUAUAUAUUUUCUAGUGGCUUUGCUGUUUAGCUAGCAUAAAGACUGUAUUAUAAUGAGGAAUGCAGAGGAGUGUCAUUUAAUCUAUCUUUCAGAAAUGUUUCUUUGUACACAUGGCAGUGACAAUCUCCACUGUUUCAGCUGAAGCAGGUAGCUUCACAGUGGUAAUUUUUUAACAAUAUGGAUUCUGUACAUAAUCAUUCAGUAAUAUAACAUUAAAGUAUACAAAAUAUAUACGUAAAUAACUGCAUCAUAAGUAAAUAAUAAGUAAACUCAGGUCUGUAUAAAAUGAAGAUGUUAUUAAAUAACGUAAAUGUUUUGUUGUUGCUUUUGUUGUUUUUAUAUUUGUUCAAUGUGAAUGAUUAAAGUCUCUCCAAAUUAAUAAAUAAGUAUUACACAUUGUGCGAAUUCCAAUCGAAAGUGAUCAUCCCUAUGUCCUACUCACUUCAGAGAACAGAGCUCCUUAUGCGGGCACUCUGAAGGGAGCAUAUUAAGACUGCAUGAAUGUACCCUUCACUAAAAGUCUUGCAGUAGGAAAGUGCAAAAAAAAUGCAUUUUCUUACUUCUUUACAAUUUUGAAUGACCCUUUGAGUGGCGUUUUCCUUCUCGCAGUGCCCUUCAAGGGCACAAAAAUGCAGUUUGAAAAACGCCCACUGGCAUUCUAGAGUUGUUGUAUGAACUGUUCCUGAGAUGUUACAUCUAACUAUUUGUUUUUCAUAUUUGCUUGUUUCCCCAUAUAGUUUUACAAUAAUAAAAUAAAUAUUUCUAAAUAUAAGGUAUCUACUGAUUUGCUGAAAAUACAUUUUCAAAUAAGUUUUGUAAUGAUAAGGAGAACAGUGGUAAAUGUAUAAUUUUGUAGCUUACUGUCAUUCCUAUUCCUUUUUCCUUAUUUUUUGUAUAUAACAUUUACAACAUUUAACAUCCCUAUGUAAUUUCAGUAAGAAUAUCCUACUGUCUUUUUAGUCAUAGCUACACCAUGAUUUGUCCAUUCUGUCUCUUCAAUAAUCCUGUAAAACUGC
Messenger RNA from Xyrauchen texanus (razorback sucker), 2269 nucleotides. Its product is annotated as C-X-C chemokine receptor type 3-like. NCBI's taxonomy places the organism in Eukaryota, Metazoa, Chordata, Actinopteri, Cypriniformes, Catostomidae. Gene Ontology annotation, biological process: chemotaxis; immune response; G protein-coupled receptor signaling pathway. Gene Ontology annotation, cellular component: membrane. Bases 22 to 1116 code for a protein of 364 amino acids. Gene Ontology annotation, molecular function: C-X-C chemokine receptor activity. The record is from RefSeq and is a predicted model, not a curated record. The transcript has 3 exons.